CUCCCACCCCCGGAGGGAUGGCCUGCGGUGUCCUCGCGGGCCCGGGGCCGGGGUCGGGCCGGCUGGGGCCGGGCCGGGGACCUGGGUAGGAGUUCAGGCCUGGGCGACUCCGGGCUGCGCUGGACCGGCGAAAACCAGGCCCCGCGGCGGCGGCCUCUGCCUGACGUCAUAUGACGCUCCGCCCCCCGGUUAGUUCUACUGGUCCUUCUUACUAAAGCCCGCCCCUGGCUCUACUCCAUUGGUCUCUAACUUGUCCCUGCUGGGUUCGAACACAGACUCCGCCCCAGCCCCAGCUACCGGAGACUCUUUCUCACCCCAACCGAAGAACCCAGAAGACCCCAUCGGAUCUUCAUAACCCCCACUGACCAUCCUACAGACAUCUCUAGGAACCCUCACAAACCCAGACACCAACGGACCUCCCCAGAGAUAUCUGCAGGCCCUCCCCAGAGACUCUCAAAAGAUCCCGAAAAAACACUCACAGAGAUCCCUCGAAUCCCUCUUAAAAGAAGUGAUCCCUCUAGGUUUCUCUCCUCUGGAUCCAAUGCAGUCCCCUCAGGAGACCUCGCCCACCCGUGAGGUGGCCAGACUGCUGUUGCCACGGAGACUACUGGGCGUUCCGGUUGCCACGGUGACGGAUGCACUACUCCCCAGCCUGGGUUCCACAGGCUUCAGUCAAGACCCUCCCUCCUCUGGCCUGGACCCACCUCGACCCACCUCCUCCCACCCUUCAGAACUGGCCACAGCUCCUUUGCGAAUUUCCGCAGGUGUCCAAGUUCCCUCCCAAAGUCGUAACUUGCAGGCAAGGCCUCUCACCACACAGCACCCGCAGCCAGGGCUCAUCUACAAUCAAGUGCCUCCUCUCCCUUGGGGCCAACAUUUUCUUUUCCCAGCUUCAGACAAGAUCCUGAUCUAAGGAUUUGUAACAGCUGAAACAAAGCCCAGAGAUGGAAGCAGACAAGGGCACAGAAGAGACUCAUGUCACCACAGAGGAUGCAGAAGAGCACCCUUCUUCAAAGGACCCCACUGCUGAGGACUCACAGGAGCCCCCUAUCCCUGAAAUCCCCUUAGAGCCCCUUGCCUCCAAAUCUCAUAUAGUGCCAUCCACUUCCCAGAUCCCUUUAGAGACCCACACCUCUGAAACCCCUUUGGAGCCUUCCAUCCCUGGGACCCCUUUAGCACACUCUGCCUCUGAGGUCCCUCUGGAGACUCCAAUCUCGAAGGUCCCAGAGAAAGACCUUACUUUUCAUACUUCAUCACGAAGCCCUGUCCCUGGCUCUUCCUCCAAUGAUCUGAAGAAAGACCUCCUCUGUCACUCUCCGUCCAGUGAGGACACCUCUGAGUCCGAGGGCCUUCAAAAGCACCCCCUUUCAGGCCCUCCAGCCCAGGUGCACCUGGACACAUCUGCAAAAGAGAGGGAAGAGGAAGAAGAGAGCAAGAAAGGGGUGAAUGCCACUGACAGAACCACUCACAAAGCACAGCAUGAACACCAGCAGGGCAAGAAGAAGAGGAAGAAAGGAGUCAGCCGUUAUGCCGUACACCCAGUGGUCCCUGCUCAGCAGGCAGAGCUGGGAGAAGCAGUGAAGGCAGUGCACAGAGAGAAGUGUGGUGCUCAGGUGAAUUAUCUUUUCCAGUGGGAGAAGGAUGCAGCCCUGAAUGCCAUCCAGACAGGUCUCUAUAUCGGCUGGCGCUGCCCCCAUUAUCUAUGGGACUGUUUCCGGAUCGGGGAGGAGUCCAAGUGCUUUUGUGGACACUUGCUGAGAGAGCACCAGAUCAUCUCAGUGUGGGCCAGUGCCGCUGCCUCGUGUUCUGCUUUAUCCCAUCACGCCCAGAGGAGGUGGGUGAGUUCUGGCUCAAAAGACGGGCCACCUUUGACCCCAGGGCUUGGAGGGCCCAGUGUCGCUGCAAACACAGCCACGAAGACCACGCAGCUACCGGGUCCCAUUCCUGCAGGGUCAGAGGCUGUUGCUGCAGCUGCUUUGAGUCUAAUUUCCUCUGUGCGGCCUGUGACCGGCGCUGGGAGGAACAUGAAACUUUCUUUGAGACCGAGGAGACGCGGCGGCGAGGAGGGAGGCCUCACGGAGCAGACCACACGCCUUUCGCAGAGAUGUCUACCCUCCGAGAGGCCAUCAGCAACAACUCUGACUCGGAGGCCCCCCAGAAGCAGGCGCCCUCUGACCAUCCCCACUCCUACCCUAGUCCCCCUGGGCUCCCACCCACCGUCCGGCCUGGCCCCAUGUCUGGGCCCCGUACCUGACCCUUUGACCUCUGCUCUUCCCUCCUCCAGGGACAGACACUGUCAAUGCCUGGUGCAGGCCUCUGUGAUCCACAAUAAAAGGAAAGCCACUGGCAGCUGCCUGGUUCUGUGUGAGGCAGAUAGAGCUCCCCCCCAGGGAUAGGCUCCUUCGGACCUUCGAGUCCACACCACCUACUGAGGCGAGAGAGCAGACCAGGUGGGAGAGAGGCUGGAUCGGGUCAUCCGCCUCCUCCACACCCACAUUCAAGAAGGGAGGGGAUCUCAAGGAUAGAGUGAGCAGUGAUGUUAGAGACAGCCGGGGGCUCCAGUUAAGACAAAGGCUGAAAAGUGGCCACUGGAUUUUGCAAUGAGAAGGCCUCUGGUGACUUUAGCGAGAGUAGUUUCAGUGGUGCAGUGGAGGCAGGAACCAAACAGCAGUGCGUGUGAAGGAAUUUUUGUAAGAAGCUUAGAUGAAAAGAGCAGGGAAGAAGUCAGACAAUAGCUACAGGGGGAUGUGGAGUCAAGCAAGCAUUUUUUCGGAGGAAAAAGGGAGGGGCCAGUAGAGAAAAAGACCUUGAAGGAUGCAGAAGAGAGAGAUGCCUGGUGAGGCCAGAUCCCAAAGAUGGAAGAAAGGGAUGAGGUCAAGGCACAGGUGAAGGGAUUCACUCUGGACAGGAGAUACCACUCCCUAAGGGAAGGAGGGAAGGAAGGAAGGAAGGAGCCUCCACUGAGCUACAGUGAGUAGGAUCUUGUGGAAAUUCCCCUGUAAAGGAGGAGACAAGGUGAGUUGCUGGUGAGGGAGGAGAGAGAGAAGAGUGGGCAGUAGGAGACGGGAAGAGAGCAGUAAAGGUUUGGAAAGACGAAUGAGAGGCACUGGAGAAAAACCUAACCAGUGGGUCAUUCAGGUACAGGUGGAAACAGGAACCUAGUUAGAGAAGCAAAGAAGCCAAAUAUUUAGAUUAAUGGGUGGUGAUGGGAAGGGUGGCAGGGAGAAUGAUCAGGAAAAUAAGGCGAAAGACCAGGCAGAAUGGCCAUCAUCAAAAAGUCGACAAACAGGGAGUUCCCUUGUGGUGCCAUAGGUUAAGCAUCGGGUGGUGUCACUGUAGCAGCUUGGGUCACUCUGUGGCACAGG
This is a messenger RNA of Phacochoerus africanus (Common warthog), 3365 nucleotides long. RefSeq names its product family with sequence similarity 221 member B (gene FAM221B). The transcript is spliced from 7 exons. The record is from RefSeq and is a predicted model, not a curated record. NCBI's taxonomy places the organism in Eukaryota, Metazoa, Chordata, Mammalia, Artiodactyla, Suidae. Bases 945 to 2396 code for a protein of 483 amino acids.